AUUUGCUGUCUCUCUCUUUUUGCCAUCAUUAUUGCUUCCAAUACCAAUCACUCCAAAGGCGAAACCCCAGAAACGCUGUCGUUUCGAAACCAUGUCGUCGUCGGCGAAGAAGAUCACCCUGAAGAGCUCGGACGGCGAGUCCUUCGAGGUCGAAGAGGCCGUCGCGCUGGAGUCGCAGACGAUCAAGCACAUGAUCGAGGACGACUGCGCCGAUAACGGAAUUCCUCUUCCCAACGUCACCAGCAAGAUCUUGGCCAAGGUCAUCGAGUACUGUAAGAAACACGUCGACGCUGCUAAGCCCGACGAGAAGGUCACCGAGGAAGAGCUCAAGAUUUGGGACCAGGAUUUCGUUAAGGUUGACCAGGCCACGCUCUUCGAUCUAAUCUUGGCUGCAAACUACUUGAAUAUCAAGAAUCUGCUGGACCUGACAUGCCAGACUGUUGCGGACAUGAUCAAGGGAAAGACCCCAGAGGAGAUCAGGAAGACCUUCAAUAUCAAGAAUGACUUCACCCCGGAGGAAGAGGAGGAGGUGCGUCGUGAGAACCAAUGGGCAUUCGAAUAGAUGGAGAUGAUCUCAGUGGUGUUUUGUUGUUUAUGGCAUGAUACCUACUACUAUGUACUCUAGCUAAGCAAUUGACUUAUGUCAUUUUAUGUUUUGAAGUACAUUUUAUUCUAGUCGUGAAUCCUUUGAAUUGUAGAUAAAUCUUCGAAGUCUGGUAUUGGUAGUGGUUUGUUCCAUUAUCAAUCCUGCCGGUCAAUUUACUGUACUACUGAAUGCUUUUGGUUACCCUAAGUUGUUGAAUUUCCUCUGCGCCUUCUUA
Messenger RNA from Rosa chinensis, 821 nucleotides. RefSeq names its product SKP1-like protein 1A. Gene Ontology annotation, cellular component: cytoplasm; nucleus. Bases 92 to 562 code for a protein of 156 amino acids. Lineage: Eukaryota; Viridiplantae; Streptophyta; Magnoliopsida; Rosales; Rosaceae. Gene Ontology annotation, molecular function: cullin family protein binding. Gene Ontology annotation, biological process: SCF-dependent proteasomal ubiquitin-dependent protein catabolic process. The transcript is spliced from 2 exons. The record is from RefSeq and is a predicted model, not a curated record.